Messenger RNA from Nycticebus coucang (slow loris), 2558 nucleotides. RefSeq names its product ORAI calcium release-activated calcium modulator 3 (gene ORAI3). Gene Ontology annotation, cellular component: membrane. Gene Ontology annotation, molecular function: store-operated calcium channel activity. Gene Ontology annotation, biological process: store-operated calcium entry. The record is from RefSeq and is a predicted model, not a curated record. The transcript is spliced from 2 exons. Lineage: Eukaryota; Metazoa; Chordata; Mammalia; Primates; Lorisidae. Bases 378 to 1274 code for a protein of 298 amino acids.
ACCUGGGGCCUGGACUCCCCAGUCUCGGGCUGGGAGCCUGGAUGAUGUUUUUGAUGGACUGGGGUCGCGAGGUCCCUCGGGAUCUCAGCCUACAGACCAGGGACCUCGGGGGCUUGAUCCCCCGGCUCCACCCUAUCAUGUGGCCGCCCCGGCUCCGCCUCUGCCCCAGUUCCUGUUUCGUCCUCUGCUGUCCCUCUUAGGCCCUGAGGGCUCCCCGCAGACGCCUGAUUUUACUAGGCGCCUGCCUCCCUCAUCGCAGCUCACUCCGCCGGAGCAUGGGGCCUCCCCCCGGCUUGGGCCGGGCCUUCUGGGGUCCCCGAGGGGCCUCGGCACCUCCGUGACCAACCGGCCCGCUUAGUGCCGUCGCCACCCCCAGGAUGAAGGGCGGCGAGGGGGACGCGGGUGAACAGGUUCCGCUGAACCCGGAGGCUGAGAGCCCCGCGGGCUCGGCCACGUACCGAGAGUUCGUGCACCGCGGCUACAUCGACCUCAUGGGGGCCAGUCAGCACUCGCUGCGGGCACUCAGCUGGCGCCGCCUCUACCUCAGCCGAGCCAAGCUCAAAGCUUCCAGCCGCACGUCUGCUCUACUCUCGGGCUUCGCCAUGGUGGCCAUGGUGGAGGUACAGCUGGAGAGAAAGCACGAAUACCCUCCAGGCCUGUUAGUCGCCUUUAGUGCCUGCACCACUGUGCUAGUGGCUGUGCACCUCUUUGCACUGAUGGUCUCCACAUGUCUGCUGCCCCACAUUGAAGCCGUGAGCAAUAUCCACAACCUCAACUCUGUCCACCAGUCACCACACCAGAGACUCCACCGGUACGUGGAGCUGGCCUGGGGAUUCUCCACUGCCUUGGGCACCUUUCUGUUCCUUGCUGAAGUUGUCCUGGUUGGCUGGGUCAAGUUUGUGCCUAUUGGGGCCCCCUUGAAUACACCAGUCCCUGGGGUACCUGAAUCCCAGGUGUCUGCUGGGACUCUGACACCAGUGGCCACCUCUCUUAGUCCAGCUUCGAACCUCCCACCAUCCUCUGUUUCUACAGCUUCAUCACUGGCUGAGCCAUCUGAGGCCUGCCCACCCCAACAAGCAUGUGUUGGUGGUGGGGCCUAUGGGCCAGGCUGGCAAGCAGCCAUGGCCUCCACAGCAAUCAUGGUACCUGUGGGGCUUGUAUUUGUGGCCUUUGCCCUGCAUUUCUACCGCUCCUUGGUGGCCCACAAGACAGACCGCCACAAGCAGGAGCUUGAGGAGCUGAGUCGCCUGCAGGGAGAGCUGCAGGCUGUGUGAGGCUGGUGGUAAACUACUGCAAGCACUGCCUCCCUCCCAGGUCUGCAAGAGGCCCCAGGACUACAGACCUUCUUCCCUGCCCCUGGCUCAAGCCACUUCCUGUGGCCACUCAGGUAGUGACCAGUUUGCUGCCUGCAGGGUCCUUCAUGAGGUACCUUCCACAUUCCUAGGAAUUUUCUCUGUCAGCCUGUCCCAUAGGUUUUAUAUUUAUAAACUCUGCCUGAGUUGGGAGAAACACAGGAGGAAAUAAAAGGUCCUCAAUCCAAGGAUCAUGUGGUAGAUGGAGGGGAGGCAGGGAGACCCUGGUGGGACCCUUGGUGCUGACCCUCAGCCACCUUUUCCAUUCCUAUUUGGGAUGGUCAGGUUACAUGCCCACAUAGCUGCCCCAAAAGGCAGUAAACCCUUGCUUUAUUAUUAUUAUUAUUUGCAGUUUUUGGCCUGCACCUGGGUUUGAACCCACCACCUCUGGCAUAUGGGGCCAGCGCCCUACUCCUUGAGCCACAAGCACCGGCCCAACCCUUGCUUUAUUUUUGUAGAAUCUAUUAUAUAGUUGGUGUUUUGGGGGGAAGUUUUUCCCUGUCCCCAGAUUUUGGUGGGUUCCACAUUCUUGCUUUAGUUUCUUAUAGAGGAAUCUGAUGUUUCUACCCCAGGCAUAGGUCCAGCUUUUCUUUUCUUUUUUUUGAGACAGAGCCUUAAGCUGUCUGUUGCCCUGGGUAGAGUGCCAUGGCAUCACAGUUCACAGCAACCUCCAACUCCUGGGCUUAAGCAAUUCUCUUGCCUCAGCCUCCCAAGUAGCUGGGACUACAGGCGCUCACCACAACACCUGGCUAUUUUUUUUUUUUUUUGGUUGUAGUUGUCAUUGUUUGACAGGCCCAGGCCGAAUUUGAACCCGCCAGCUCUGGUGUAUGUGGCUGGUGCCUUAGCUGCUUCAGCUACAGGCGUCACCCAGUCCAGCUUUUCCUAGGAGGAGCCUCCCUAUUUUUGGAGAUGUAAGCCCACACCCCACUGUUGGUGACCUAUGGUCCCACAUAGGAAGGCUGGUGCCUGAUCCACUGCCUGAGCCCUACCUACACUUAGGCACCUAUACCUGGUUCUUACCCUCCUGGGCUGGGGCUGGGAGUCUUUGGAGACCUGUGUGUCUGCCCUGACUCUGACUCCUUAGUAACGGUUGGGUGAGGAGGUUCUAAGGGAGAAGAUCCAGUCCCCAGCCUUUGGAAUACAGAGCUCUUCUGACACUGAAUUUUUAAUGCACCUUGUUUUGUAUAAUAAAUUGUGUUUCACAGA